Messenger RNA from Striga asiatica, 522 nucleotides. NCBI's taxonomy places the organism in Eukaryota, Viridiplantae, Streptophyta, Magnoliopsida, Lamiales, Orobanchaceae. The record is from the annotation of a GenBank genome assembly.
AUGCGACCUACCGGGAGCGAACGGAGAGAGCCGCUGGGAAUCACUUUUGACGUGGCACCAAUGGCGGGGGAAAAUCUGGCAGAAACGACGCUCGAUUUCCUGGUGACAUUUGGUGCGGCGGCGGGAGGUUUUCUCGGAGCUUCAGAGCUCGAAACGGUGUUUACGGGGACGAUGGUAUGUGCGGAAUCAAGCAAACCGCCUGAGGUUUUGGUUACCGGAAGAGAGGCUGCUGACCGGUGGAAAAUUGGGUCGUCGGUAGACUGGAGAGGCACUCCAAGUCGCCGGAAGGCCAUUCACAGAUCAUUGCUUGGGUUUGGGGGACUGCCGCUAGCCGGCGGCGGCCGACUGUUUGUUCGGGAAUCUCCAGAAGCUCCUGUUGGGGGAAGGUCGCCAGUAAUAAACGGUGCAAGUUGUAGCCGACCAAAUGGAGAAGAAGAAGACGUGGGUGUAGAGAGAGAAGUUAGAGAGAAGAAGGAGAAAAAGAAAAAAAAAUGGUUAGGCGGCCCAAUUUUAUUUAUUUAG